AUGUCAAAUAAUCAUCAAAAAAUUACAAAAGUAAAUAUACAACAAGGAGUUACGAUGAAAAUUAAAGAUAAAGAAGUUAUAUAUACAUAUGCUCAGAAUGUGAGCUACGAAGUUAAAGAAAAAAAGAAGCCUCAAAUAAAGAAAAAGAAGAAAAGUUUAGAUAUAUCAGAUAAUCUUCCUGAACAGUUUUAUAUAGAUAUAUUUACAGAAUUUCCUGAUGAAGAUUAA
Scutellospora calospora is the source of this 228-nucleotide messenger RNA. The record is from the annotation of a GenBank genome assembly. NCBI's taxonomy places the organism in Eukaryota, Fungi, Glomeromycota, Glomeromycetes, Diversisporales, Gigasporaceae.